AUGAAAAAAAUUGUCAAUCAAAGUUACGAAACAACGAUCGAACUCGCCAACACUCUUCAGCAGCCAGCAGCGGCAACCCGCCUUCGCCGCAUACGUCAGUACUUCAUUUCGCAAGAAGUUUUCGCCACACUCCAGCCACUCUUCCUGUUCACCUACAUCUACGGUCUGACACCGUUUCGCAUUGUAAAGCGUCGCAACGGUACCAGCGAGAUACGCGCGUCCUGCUUCGGCUUUUGCAACACGGCCGCCUAUGUGACACUUUACGGCCUGUGCUUUCUCAAUUCACUGUUGAAAGCCGAAUCUGUCGUGGGCUACUUCUUACGCACGAACAUCUCCAUUGCGGGUGAUACACUGCAGAUAUGUAACGGUAUUGUCACCGGUAUUGUUAUCUAUACGACGGCACUGACCCAGCGUUGUAAGAUGCAACGUAUAAUUGAGGUGUUCAACGAGUUGGAUUUGAAUUUUGCGAAUAUUGGUGUGCGUGUGAAGUACUCGCGUAUUUACCGUUAUGCAUUGGUGCUGAUCGUUGCAAAAAUACUGAUAAUUGCGAUCUAUUGUGCGGGUGUUUAUUUGCUUUUGCGUUCGGCGCACGUGAAGCCGUCGUUAUGUGUGUGCAUCGCGUUCGUUUUGCAACAUUCGGUGUUGUUCUUGGCAAUUUGCCUCUUUUGUUUUAUAGCGCGUGGCUUUGAGCGCCGUCUGGUCAUACUCAAUAAGGUUUUAAAGAAACUCGCACAUCAAUGGGACAAUAGCAUUGUCAAACCAAUGCCGAAGCAACGCUCACUACAAUGUUUGGACUCAUUCUCCAUGUACACCAUAGUCACAAAUAAUCCUUGCGAGAUUAUACAGGAAUCUAUGGAAAUACAUCAUAUGAUUUGUGAUGCCGCAUCAACAGCAAAUAAAUAUUUCACCUAUCAACUACUGACCAUCAUUUCGAUUGCAUUUUUGAUCAUCGUUUUUGAUGCCUACUAUGUACUGGAGACAUUGUUGGGCAAAUCGGCGCACGAAAGCAAAUUCAAGACUGUGGAAUUCGUCACUUUCUUUUCAUGUCAAAUGAUUUUGUAUGUCAUUGCGAUCAUAUCCAUUGUGGAGGGCAGUAAUCGGGCUAUUAAAAAGAGCGAAAAAACCGGUGGCAUUGUGCACUCACUACUCAAUAAGGCAAAAAAUGCGGAAUUAAAGGAGAAGCUGCAACAGUUUUCUUUGCAAUUGUUGCAUUUGAAAAUCCACUUCACCGCCGCUGGACUCUUCAACAUCGACCGCACGCUUUAUUUCACGAUAAGUGGCGCACUCACCACCUACUUAAUUAUACUUCUACAAUUCACGAAUUCUAAUGCACCCGAACGUCCGUUCGCGCCGAUGGAAGAGAACGAUACAAUGCCAAUAAGGAGUCUCGUCUCAAAUUUAACAGUUGCUGGAUAAAGUAGACGUUUUAAUGAUUUUUAAAGCAUUUUUAAUACUCAUAAGUUAUAUAUUGUAAAAUUUUUCUAGAUAUAUAUGUGUGUAUGUAUGCUAUUUAUUUAUUAUCUCUUGUGUAUUUAAUGUCAGAGACUUGUGAGGCACGUUUCUAUAAGUAUGUAUGUAAUUGUUGAAAUAUAUUCAGAAGCUUCAGUGGACUUACGAACGAUUGAAAUGCAAACAAAAGUGCAAGCGAAAUUAUGAGUUAUAUACAUAUUUAGAUACUUUGUUAUAUCUCGAUGUGAUGAAAAUGCAGAUUUUAAUUGUUUAACAUUUUUGUUAAGCAUAAAGGAAUUGUUUUAGGUAUAUAUGUAUGUAUAGUGAAUUUGUUAGAAACAGUAAAUAAAGUACAAUUGUGAACAUA
Molecule: messenger RNA, 1816 nt
Organism: Bactrocera tryoni
Lineage: Eukaryota; Metazoa; Arthropoda; Insecta; Diptera; Tephritidae
Gene: Gr28b
Product: putative gustatory receptor 28b
Exons: 4
Coding region: 1-1416 (471 amino acids)
Biological process (GO): sensory perception of taste
Cellular component (GO): neuronal cell body; membrane; axon
Source: RefSeq, a predicted model, not a curated record